AUGACCGUGACAAGCGAUGGAUUCGUCGAGCUCCAGCAUGCGGACGCCGGCGACAUCGUCGAGCAGGUCGAGCAGGUGGUCAUGGAGUGCGAAGACGCCGACGCGGUCGAAGAAAAGCUGUCGGUGGUCAUCCCGGCGCCGGCGACCGACGAAGCCGCCAAGGACGACGACGCUACCAAGGACGACGAGGACGACGAGAAGGACAGCCCCGUAGCGGUGGACGCGGCCAAGGCCGAAACCAAGACGACGCCGACAAGCGACAAGAAGAAGAAAAAGAAGAAGAAGAAGAAGGGUAAGAAAUAG
Molecule: messenger RNA, 303 nt
Organism: Saprolegnia diclina VS20
Lineage: Eukaryota; Oomycota; Saprolegniomycetes; Saprolegniales; Saprolegniaceae
Exons: 2
Coding region: 1-303 (100 amino acids)
Source: RefSeq, a predicted model, not a curated record